UGCCCCCGCUAACAUGGCGGCGCCUGGUAGCAUAUUAGCUGCUGUGAUGGCACGGGAGCCCCUUCUCCUCCGCAUCUUGCUGCUGCUGCUCCCGGGGCUUUCUGCUGCGGAGGAGGGCUGGGACACUGCCGGAUAUCUGCUGUACUGUCCGUGCAUGGGACGGUUCGGAAAUCAAGCAGAUCAUUUCCUUGGGUCUUUAGCAUUUGCCAAGAUGAUAAAUCGAACUCUAGUGGUACCCCCGUGGAUCGUUUAUAACCAUCAUCGUCCUCCAUACUCAAAUGUCCAUGUAUCUUUUAAAGAGUAUUUUCGGCUAGCACCUUUGGGCAAGUAUCACAGAGUAAUUAGUAUGGAGGAGUUCAUGGAGAAGUUUGCUUCUAAGUACUGGCCCAUCAAUAUGCGUGUGGCAUAUUGUUUCACAGCAGCUGCCCAGAGAAGCCCUGAUAGGAAGACCUGCCCUAUGAAGGAUGGAAACCCGUUUGGUCCUUUUUGGGACCAUUUUCAUGUGGAUUUUAUUCACUCUGAGCUUUUUGACGGCAUUAAUUUCAGUGCCUAUUACAAAGACAUUUGGAUAAGCAGAUAUCCCCCCUCGCAGCACCCAGUACUUGCACUCCCAGGGGCACCUGCCCAAUUUCCAGUGUUAGAAGAGCACCGAGGCUUGCAGAAGUAUAUGGUUUGGUCUGAAAAGAUAGCUCAAGAGGGAGAGAAGCAAAUCAGAUCACUGCUUGUCAGACCCUAUGUGGGCAUUCAUCUGAGGAUCGGCUCUGAUUGGGUAAAUGCUUGUAAGAUGCUGAAGGAUGGCACAGCUGGACCUCACUUCAUGGCUUCUCCACAAUGUGUCGGGUAUGACAGACAGAAAGCACGCCGCCUCACUAUGGAGAUGUGUCUGCCAGACCUCAAACAGAUUAAACAUGCGCUGGCACAUUGGGUAAAGAAGACCAAGUCCCGAGCUGUAUACAUUGCUACGGACUCUACCUCUUACACUGCUGAGUUACAGAGAUUUUUGGGUGAAAAGGUAAAAGUGGUGAGUCUAGAGCCAGAGGUAGCUCAAAUAGAUCUGUACAUUCUCGGCCAGUCUGACCAUUUUAUUGGGAACUGCGUUUCGUCAUUUACAGCCUUUGUGAAGAGGGAACGUGAUAUACAUGGGAUGCCUUCCUCUUUCUUUGGCAUGGAUUCACUGGCUAGGAAGCAAGAUGAGCUCUGAGGGAGCAAUAGGUGACCAUUCCUGUGUCCUUUGCAGAAACCUCUGGAUCUCUGUAUUAUGACAUUCUCAACCACCUCACAAAAGACUGACCUGUGGAAUACUGUGUAUUAAGUCAAAACUGUCUUUGUAAGUCUGCUCCAAAAAUCCUCGGUCCAGUCUAAGAAGCUGGUUCUGAUGAACGUUCUUUAGAACAGUUUGUUAUUCUGUUACCAGACAGAGUGUACAUAUAACUGGUAAGGCACUUACUCAGCAGGACAUAAUAAUGUCUAAUGGCACAUAAUAAAAAGUAGCUGUUCUUCUUAAAAUGUUAAUUAUUUUGUACAAAUUUCUAUAAUAAACUUUUUCAAAAUCUGAA
Messenger RNA from Pseudophryne corroboree (corroboree frog), 1556 nucleotides. RefSeq names its product protein O-fucosyltransferase 1 (gene POFUT1). Gene Ontology annotation, molecular function: peptide-O-fucosyltransferase activity. NCBI's taxonomy places the organism in Eukaryota, Metazoa, Chordata, Amphibia, Anura, Myobatrachidae. Gene Ontology annotation, cellular component: endoplasmic reticulum. The transcript has 7 exons. Gene Ontology annotation, biological process: regulation of Notch signaling pathway; Notch signaling pathway; protein O-linked glycosylation via fucose. The record is from RefSeq and is a predicted model, not a curated record. The coding region runs from base 14 to 1201 and encodes 395 amino acids.